Aureococcus anophagefferens is the source of this 342-nucleotide messenger RNA. RefSeq lists its product as hypothetical. The record is from RefSeq and is a predicted model, not a curated record. The transcript has a single exon. Gene Ontology annotation, biological process: cellular response to hypoxia. Lineage: Eukaryota; Pelagophyceae; Pelagomonadales; Pelagomonadaceae. The coding region runs from base 1 to 342 and encodes 113 amino acids. Gene Ontology annotation, molecular function: ferrous iron binding; peptidyl-proline dioxygenase activity.
AUGUUGGCCGUCUAUGGUGGUGAUGGGUGUGCAUAUUCCCCCCACAUCGAUAAUUUUGAUGGGGAUGGGCGUUGUGGCAAAGACGAAGGUCGGCUCCUGACCGUCGUUGCCUACCUCAAUGCACAGACUUGGGGCGCGCAUCGUGGCGGGCACCUCAGACUCCAUUCAAAAACAGGAAGGUGUGUUGAUGUUUGUCCGACCGCGGGAACGAUUGUUCUUUUCCGCGCGGAUACUCUUGUCCACGAAGUGCGCCCGGCCUUUGUUACACGCCGUGCUAUGACCGUGUGGCACAUGGGCCGGCGAGAGACAGCCGCCGACCAUGGGGUUCUUCGGAGCGAGUAA